CUUCAAUUAGAGGCCGCCGCGAGUCUCAAGAGACAUUAGCAACUGUCAGUGCAGUUUCAAGGUCUUCUGCGGCGACCAUACACCAGAGUCAUCGUCGUUCAUCUGAUACGAAUAAUGAGUCGGGUUUAUCGACUUCUGAAUGGGUUAUAACCCCUCCCACUCGCACAGUUACAUAUUUCUGGUCACAUUUAUACUCAAUGUCAGACAUUAGAGCGAUAGUUCGCUUUGUCGUCGUCAUCUUCAGCCACCUCAUGGGAAUUUGGACGGCACUCUCAGUCAACAUAACUUCCGGACGGUCAGACGACGCCCUCCCGUCGCUCAACGACGACAGCUACCCAAUCAUGGUCGUCCAAGUAGCCGCAUCAAUGCUGUCUCCGCUACUAUUCACCGUCGUGUCGACCAAGGAAGACACGACAACGCUUCGACAGAAGUUGACCUCCUUUUAUUAUGUCUUACUUGGGUCGGAGUCCUGAUGUCGCUUGUGUCUCUCCUGCUCUACUCGUUCUGGCCUUCAGGCUACCGCGUAACUAACAUUACUAUACUUGCAAGCCUUAUGUUCGGUGUCCUCGGCAGCUGGCAGUUCUUGGAGAAGUCUUAGAAGAAGACAUCGUCGAUGAAUGAGGACAUAGAGUUGGGCCUGCGAGAAGCUUGAUGCAUUCUAUAGUACACCAUACUACUCAGCUUAUGCUAGUUUACUUUGUUUUCUUCGCUUCUAGGUAGGGACAGGUUCAGCGCGGAAACAUAGUGAGGGUUCUAGAAGGUUUAUUGGGAUUGGAUAGGGGGUAGGUAAAUGAUAUAGGUAUGGGCACGUGAUAUAUUUUGGCUGGGUUUAAAAUACUUGUAAGGUAGGUUAUGUUGCUGGCGGCGAAA
Messenger RNA from Daldinia vernicosa, 870 nucleotides. RefSeq lists its product as uncharacterized. The transcript has a single exon. The coding region runs from base 198 to 473 and encodes 91 amino acids. NCBI's taxonomy places the organism in Eukaryota, Fungi, Ascomycota, Sordariomycetes, Xylariales, Hypoxylaceae. The record is from RefSeq and is a predicted model, not a curated record.